Pseudoliparis swirei is the source of this 3097-nucleotide messenger RNA. Its product is annotated as ETS translocation variant 5-like. Gene Ontology annotation, molecular function: sequence-specific DNA binding; DNA-binding transcription factor activity, RNA polymerase II-specific. The record is from RefSeq and is a predicted model, not a curated record. Gene Ontology annotation, cellular component: nucleus. NCBI's taxonomy places the organism in Eukaryota, Metazoa, Chordata, Actinopteri, Perciformes, Liparidae. The coding region runs from base 108 to 1601 and encodes 497 amino acids. The transcript is spliced from 13 exons. Gene Ontology annotation, biological process: cell differentiation; regulation of transcription by RNA polymerase II.
CACAGCCGAGUUUUUAUCCCGAGGAGCUUUCAAGGGAUGUAGGGGAGGAAAUCUGCGUUUCCACACUGACAAGAAACUUCACUUCCCAAAUUGAAGACUCCUCCGACAUGGACGGCUUUUACGACCAGCAGGUCCCCUUUGUGGUCCCCGAGAGUAAAUGUCACGUGGAGGGAGCCGAGCGAUGUCUCAGCGACCGCAAAAGGAAGUACAUGGACACGGAGCUGGCUCAGGACACAGAAGAUCUCUUCCAAGACCUGAUCCAGCUCCAGGAAAUCUGGAUUGCAGAAGCUCAGGUCCCUGAUGACGAGCAGUUUGUCCCAGAUUUCCAGUCCAAUAAAUUGAUGUUUCACGGGCCGCCUGUCAGCAAAGUGAAGCGAGAGUCCAGUCCGUCUAAAGACCCGUCUCCCUGCAGAACGCCCCACGCCGACGUGUGCCUUUACAAUUACAGCGCCUGUGACAACAAGCCAGCUGGGCUCAAAGCUCCGCCUCCAGCCUCCACACCGGCACACUGUGGCUCCUCCCAUCCUGCAGGACCUCCACCCGCACAGAGGCAGUUACAACCUUCCGCCCCCCAUCUGGCCAACAACUGCCCCCCGAGCCACGCUCCCACCCAAAGCCCCUCCCACCACCAACACAACCUCCCGCCGGCCAACCAAAGCCAGCAGUUUGCUUUGCCCCGCCCCCCCGGUUCAUCCUUCACCACGGAACAACGGUUUCAGCGGCAGCGGUCGGAGCCCUGCCUGCCUUUCCUCCCCCAGGAGAAAACGGCGACCGGCUACCAGCCGUCGAGCCACGACGAGCGGCCGCCGUACCAGCGCCACCACUCGGAGCCCCUGGUCCCCCAAGUGCCCCGGGGUUUCAAACAGGAGCUGGUGGAUCCGCGAUACCCAGAGCUGGGUCCAGGUCUGGCCCACCGGGCCCAGAACGCUUUCAACCACGUCACCAUCAAACAGGAGCCGAGAGACUUUGGCUUCGACUCAGAGGUUCAGACCUGCCAGUCGUCAUUUGGGAAGUCUUCAGUCUUGUACCAGAAUAACGGCGUCGGUCUCGGCCACGACAGAGAGCCGCACUUGUACUACGACGACACUUGCGUCGUGCCAGAAAGACUGGAAGGCAAGGUGAAGCAGGAGGGUUUGCCGUAUCAGCGCCGCGGCUCCAUGCAGCUGUGGCAGUUCCUGCUCACGCUGCUGGACAACCCGGCCAACGCACACCUCAUCGUGUGGACGGGCCGCAACAUGGAGUUCAAACUCGUCGAUCCAGAGGAGGUGGCUCGGCUCUGGGGGCUCCAGAAGAACCGCCCGGCCAUGAACUACGACAAGCUGAGCCGCUCCCUGCGGUACUACUACGAGAAGGGCAUCAUGCAGAAGGUGGCCGGGGAACGGUACGUCUACAAGUUUGUGUGCAACCCCGAGGCGCUUUUCUCGCUGGCGUUCCCAGACAACCAGAGGCCGAGUCUGAAGGCCGACCCGGACGCCAUGCUGCCGCCCAGCGAGGAGGACGGCCUCCCGCCGCCCAGCUACGAGGAGGAGGGUCCGUACCUGGCUGAGGGAGGGGAGCAGUGCGUCCAGGGACUGGCGUUCCCCGACAGCUACCCGUACUAGAGCAACCGGAAUUACUGAGCGCCGUUUGGAGAUCUUUCACUUGUACACCCGCGUAAUGUGUGGAGGUAGAUGCGUGUCUUUAUUACGCAAUAUCUUGUGUUUAAGGAAAUCGAUUUUUAGUUUAGCUUAUGAAACUAGAAUGUGUUGCAGUUAAUCACAAAUCUUUUGAAAACUGCUUUUUUUUUUUUAGAGCAACAUUUGAUUUGCAGCAACGAAUUCUAGUUUCAUAAACUAAACGAACAAUUCAUUUACUUAAAUGAAAAAUUUGCGCUCAAAACAUAUUUUGACACAUUUCUACCUUCAUAGAAGAGUUUAUCAGCGAAAUAUUAUUUUGAAUGUGAACUUCUUUUAGCCAAAAUCAGACAGAAAAGAGACUGUUUGAACUCCCGCAGCACACAAAAAAAUGUUGUUCUGGUUUCCGUCGUUAAGUUGGAUUAGGGUCCCGGUUUACAAAGAAAAAGUUGUAAUUUGAGACAAAGUAGCAAUAUUUUUAAAACAGUAUUUCAAGAUGUGGUUGAAAUCCUCUAAAAUCUCGUCAUAUUUUAAAAGUCCAUAUUUUGGGGAGAAAGAUGCCUGGAAAAGGUCAUAACAUUGAGAUAAAGUUGACGUAAUUCACUUGUUCAUAAAUAUAGUUAAACAAUUAUUUAUACAUUUACAAUUUGUCUCUUAAGUCAUAACAAUUGCAGCUUAAUUAUCUUUUUACGGUUUCCACUCAAUAUAUUACAACUAAUUUUCUCUAUUUAAACUCCAUGUUUAGACUCAGACAUCCCCCCCGCCCGCCUCGUGACCCUACGACCUGCUCGGUUGUAGUUUGUGAAGCUCGUACGUGAACUCUGGGAUUUCAACCAAAAAAUAUCUUAAAACCACGUGCACUCCUUUUACUAAUUAAAUUAGUUCCAAUUGUUCUCUUUUGGUAAACCUUAUACUGCUUGAAAGGGACACACUUGUAUUUCCAGAUGUUAUAGUCCUCCUAUAAACAUGUAUAUUGAAAUGUCUUUUGUGUAGUUUCAAAACUAAUAUUUUUGGUAUUAUAUGGACGUGUAAUUUUUUCCUAAAGUGUUUUAUGACAAAGGUACUGCUACUAUUUUUCUGUAAUACUGCCACUAAGAUGCUAAUGCUAAGCGUGGACUUUCUUACAACCGGCUCCCCAGUUAUUCUACGGAGAGUUUUCUGCAUUUUGUAUAGUUCAUUUGCUUAAAUGUGUAGAAAAGGUGUAUAAUUAUAUAUGAAUAUAUUUUUGCAAAAAGGCAGCGUUUGCUUGACGUUGUGCUGUGAGCUGGAAAGUUUAGCCCGCCAACGUAUUGCGUCACAUCCGGCCUCCACGACAUGGAUGACGUCAGAGUCCUGCAGAUAGAAUUGGAUGCAAGUGCGUUUUUCUUUAUGACCACGUGGUGGUUUUAAAGGAGGGGGGGAGAUGCGGGUGUGCCGUCUACCCUCAGAUCAUGUAUGUGCCUUCUGUUGAUCUUUACUGAUACAAUAAACUAUUUUACUCUUUU